CAAAAUCCCCUGUAGACAAGUGACUCCGACACCGACAUGUUCGCGGAUCGACAGCCCAAGUUGGUGCCGGGUCCUCGGUCACUUGAUCAAGGAGAGCACGCUACCUUUGCUGCGGCCCUGAUGAAGAGCCAAGGCAUGAAGCUUCAUCGAAGCACUGUUGUGGACGUUGCAUGCACCCAGCCAAGCGUGGAUGCAUAUUCCGGUGAUGUCCGCCUACGGCAGAGCGUCGAGUUGAAAUUUGGGGACUUUGUGGCGUAUUACCAAGCCAAGCAAGGAGGAUCCUUCCACUGGCUCAUGGAAGCAGAAAGCGACUUGCAAUUCUACUUGGCUCAAUGCCCACUCUAUUCAACCUCGGCGGAUGUCCCUGCCGUUCUUCCCAAUCUGCUACCUUGUUGUGCUGCGCUAAAACCACCCGUUCUGGACACGGUCGAUGUGACCCAAAUCAACUUGUGGAUGACGGUGGCGCCGAGUGACACGAGUGUCCACUACGAUGCGUACGAGAAUAUCCUCCACGUUGUCGAAGGAUCGAAGCGUGUGCGGUUGUACCCGCCGUCGGCCACGCCUGCGAUUCAACCCCAUGCGAUCUACUCCAAGUCGUCCAACCACACGAUUCUGACGCUCGAGGAAUCCAAGGCGUUGCCGGACUUUGUCGAAUUCAACGUGGACGCCAACACGGCCUUGUACAUUCCUGAGGGAUGGUGGCAUCAAGUUCACUCGGCUUCGUUCACGGUGGCCGUCAAUUAUUGGUUUGAUGGCAUGCGAUCUCGAUUACUGGCCCAGCCCACGAUGGUUCCGUACUACGCUCGAGUUGUCGUGGAAGAUCUCGUCCGGUCAGCGCGGUUGGAUGCGAUGAAGGAUGCAGUCGACCAAAGUCGGCAUCGGCUUUUGCAAGUACUGUACCCGUUACGACAUGUGCAUGCGAGGUCGUCUAACGCAUGAUUCCAAGCGAAACCUGUUGGCACAAGAUCCGUACGACUCAUUCCUACUCGACGUUUCUUUUCACGGCGCGGGAUUGCGACUAGGACGCUAGAUGCGCUUGAAACCCUCGUUGUGAAUACGUCGGACCCGUCCGUUCGGGAGGAUGCGCUUCUGUCUGCGCCACCCGCACUUCUGUACCCGUUGGUUCUACGAAUCAGCGAACAUCAGCCAUCCGUGUGGUUUACACUGUUGGAAGGCUCGAGUUUGGAGCUUGUGGAAUUCCUCACCGACGCUUGGGACGACCACGAUGAGCUGAGUCGCAGUACAGGCGACAUGGCCCCCGAAACGUAUUUCACCGCAAUUUUUUCACACUGUCCCUUUGACGUUCAAGACAUGCUCUUGACGAAAAGAGACUUGUUUGGGAGGCAGUGUGCCCAGAACAUUAUGGCGUCCAUGUUUGGGCUGAGAUAAGAUCGAACUUUUCAUGGCGUU
Messenger RNA from Aphanomyces invadans, 1410 nucleotides. RefSeq lists its product as hypothetical. Lineage: Eukaryota; Oomycota; Saprolegniomycetes; Saprolegniales; Verrucalvaceae. The transcript has 8 exons. Gene Ontology annotation, molecular function: 2-oxoglutarate-dependent dioxygenase activity. The coding region runs from base 37 to 939 and encodes 300 amino acids. The record is from RefSeq and is a predicted model, not a curated record.